Messenger RNA from Zasmidium cellare ATCC 36951, 2940 nucleotides. RefSeq lists its product as uncharacterized. The transcript has 7 exons. The record is from RefSeq and is a predicted model, not a curated record. The coding region runs from base 1 to 2940 and encodes 979 amino acids. Gene Ontology annotation, molecular function: protein binding. Lineage: Eukaryota; Fungi; Ascomycota; Dothideomycetes; Mycosphaerellales; Mycosphaerellaceae.
AUGACUUUCGAGGACCUUUGCCCGGCUUUCCGAGCCUACAACGCCCUCAACCGCCUCCCCCAGAACGCGCCUCCAUUCCCCUUCGCGAGCAAUGGCUACCCCAUCGUCCAACCCGGCGAGCGAUACUGUCGCCACCCGACAGGCACCGCAGGCGUCCUCUGCGGGAGAGUGACACAUCGAGCGUCGGACCUGCACAGGCAUCUCGCGCAGUUCCACCAAGUCGACCCCACGCUGCGACCUGCUGCGAGGAAGGGAAGGACGAGGACGGCGAAGGAAGUGCGGGAGGAUGCGGAGUUUUUCAGGGAGAUUAUGAGGGCUGAGGUUUAUGAUGAUACGGAGUUGACGUAUGAGGAGGUGAGGAGGAGGGUGAGGGAGAGGAGGGAUCGGGCGAAGGCGAGGAGGGAGGUGAAGAAGGGGAGAAGGGUGGCGGGGCAGAGGGGCUUCGGGGAAGGUGGAGCUGGUGAGGAGCGGGCGAGGGUUGUGGCCGAGGGGGAUGUUCUGUUCACGCAGGUGGCGCUUGGGGAUGAUGAGGGGACACCGAUCGAUGGUAAUCCUGGGGUCGAGGUUGGAAACGGGAAAUUUGAAGAGGAGAGGAGAGUGCAGGAGAUUGUGAAGAGGAGGAAUAGGAGGAAUAAGAAGCCGCUUCCUUCCAACUUCGGCGGUGGCGUCGAUGAGGAAGGGGAAGAAGACGAGGUCAUGAUUGUGCGGGUGGUGGAGCGCCAUCGUAGUGGCGAGCCGGUCCUUGAUGCGACUCACGCCUUUGGUGAAGAGACUACGAGAUUGGAAGCGGAGCAAGACGAGGAGUGCCAUGGUGAUGGUGAGCGGAUACCCGAUGCGAGCCUCGUCGUCGAUGUUGAGGAGGUGGAGAGCGAGGAGGGGCUUCUGGAACAGCAUGUGGAGCGUGUGGAUCACGAGACAGCAGUCCGUACGAAGGGUGCGGUUAGCGGUGCUGGCAUGGAGCUCAAGGAAGAAGUACAGCAGAAGACACCGGAGCGUCAGGACGAGGAAGACUGGGGUCUGGCUGCAGCGGCAAAGUUCCUCGACUCGUUUGACGGAUACUCCGGACUGAGUGAUUUCACGCAGAAGCCAGUGGAAAGGAACGACUCGGCGCUUUCUCAACCAUACGAAGACUAUAAUCGUCUGGAUCCGGACGUCGGCAUGCCAGACAUGUCUAUCAAGAAGCAGUCUCCAGAGACUCCCGCGGUACAGGCCAUUGCCAUGAGUCCAACUCCACCGAACGUUGAAGACGGGAUGGUGUAUAGGAGCCCGUACUUCUCGAAGAGCACGCACAUCUCUCCCGAGCCAAAGCCAAAGGACAUCGCCAAAAAGACACCUUUCGAUUGGAGCCCUUACAUCUCAAAGAAACUCAUUGUUUCUGAACCGAAGCACGAAGGCGAAGACGUUCAAGAACAAGACUGUAUCGACAGCGACGACGAUGUGGAUAGCAGCGCGGAGAAAGACCAAGAGAUCUUGGAGCUGGAGCUUGCGAAAAGCGAGUAUGUUCUCGAGUUGGCUCCUCUGAAGCGAAAGGAGGCUGAGGCCGAGUUGGGUCUGUUGGAGGUGGAGCAGAGGCUGAUGGAGGCGAGGGCGGCCUACGUGGCCUACAUGCAUCUGAGUCGGCUACCUAAGAACGCCCCUGAGUUCGAGUACGAUAAGAACGGAUACCCGGUGCUCCAUUUUGGGGAACGAUACUGUCGCGCAAUCCAUCCCGUCUCGGGGGUCAUAUGUGGACAGGGGCUCAGGCCACCUGCGACGACCAUGCUGAAGCUCGAGUACAAGAAAGCUGCCAGAUUUUAUGAGGAACUCAUGAAAUAUGAGACGUACGCCAACAAGAGAGUCGGAGUCGCGAAGAACCCAUCACUCAAUGGCUUACCAUUCGAUGAAGGCUCGCCUGAUGAGGAUGACGAUGAGCCUCUCAAGACCAGUCGACGUCGACCUGCGAUCAAGCAAGAAUCCGACCAUGCCGACAUCUCGGUGGACUUGUCUGAGGAGACACAGAUAGACGGCAAUGACAAUAUCGCCCUUACCAGCAACAAACGUCAUUCUCUCCAACCCAACGAGAUGGACACAAGGCAUGAGAGCAGGACCGAUGACAUGAACUCUGUUCUCGGCCGCGGAGACAUAGACAGAUCUGUCGCUCGAGGACACAUCCCAAAUGGUGGUCAGAAUAGUGAGGAUGAAGAGGAAUUGCGGCUGGAGCUUACCAAGGCUGAAGCAGAAGAGGAGUUGCAGAGAGUCAUUCUGCGGAAGAUCGAGCUGAAGAGGAAGCUGGUGUCGUUCCCGUCACCACAACCCUGCGACAUGGCCGACGAGCGUCCUGCAAAGCGCAGACGCUUCACAAGCGACAUCGUCACCAUCAUAGUCGGCACUGACAACGUCGAGACCUUCACGACCCAUACUGAAGUCCUCAAGAAGCACUCGCCGUUCUUCAAGGCCGCGCUCGACAAGAAGUGGCAGGAAGGCCAGUCUCUGCAGAUCGAGCUUGCCGAGGACGAAGUCGAAGUUGUCGAGGCAUACCUGGGCUGGCUCUACGAUGGGAAGAUUGAUCCGCCAACAUCACCACGCAAAGCCAAAGCCGAUACGACAUUCCCUUUCAUGGCCCGGCUAUAUGUCUUCGGUGAGAAGAUUCAAGACACCGCCUUCUGCAAUAGCGUCAUGGACGCAAUCACGAGCAUCCUGGAUGCACCAGAGUGGGAAAUCCUAAUGCCCGCAUUCGAAUCGGUGAAGAUCCUGUAUGACGGAACAGCUGAAGAUUCUCCAGCGCGGAAGUUUUUCGCCUCGUACUACCAACAAAACCUGGGCUUGGCUGCCGAUGCCCCUGCGUCGGAAUUGCAUCCAGAAUUCGCCAGAGACUUGUUAUCCUUGUACUCUCUGCAAGAGCCCACUGUGGACUACACGCCUGUGUUCCCACAGAGGGAGAAGUGGUACAAGACAGGCUGA